This is a messenger RNA of Boleophthalmus pectinirostris (great blue-spotted mudskipper), 6689 nucleotides long. RefSeq names its product probable helicase with zinc finger domain. The transcript has 20 exons. Gene Ontology annotation, molecular function: helicase activity. Lineage: Eukaryota; Metazoa; Chordata; Actinopteri; Gobiiformes; Gobiidae. Gene Ontology annotation, cellular component: P granule; cytosol. Bases 1 to 4104 code for a protein of 1367 amino acids. The record is from RefSeq and is a predicted model, not a curated record. Gene Ontology annotation, biological process: regulatory ncRNA-mediated post-transcriptional gene silencing.
AUGGCCAAUGUCCUAUGUCAAUUUCUGUUUCCUGAUGCCAGCCUUGUCCCAACAAUCCCCUGGAGCCCCAACAGGCAGUGGGAUGAACAGCUAGACCCUCGCCUAAAUGCCAAACAGAAAGAAGCUAUCCUGGCCAUCACCACCCCCGUGUCUGUCUCCCUGCCCCCUAUCCUCAUCAUUGGACCCUAUGGCACAGGCAAGACCUUCACUCUGGCCCAGGCUGUCAAACACAUCCUCCGCCAGGACAAUACCAGGGUCCUCAUCUGCACACACUCCAACAGUGCAGCUGACCUUUACAUUAAGGACUACCUUCAUCCUUAUGUUGACGCAGGAAAUGCACAUGCCAGACCUCUCAGGGUAUAUUUCAGGAACCGCUGGGUGAAGACGGUGCACCCAGUUGUCCAGCAGUACUGUCUCAUCUCGGGGACACACCUCACUUUCCAGAUGCCCACCAAGGAGGACGUAUUGAGGCACCGCGUGGUCGUGGUCACCCUCAGCACCUCCCAGUACCUCUGCCAGCUUGACCUAGAGCCAGGGCUCUUUAGUCAUGUCCUCCUCGAUGAAGCAGCCCAGGCAAUGGAGUGUGAGACGAUCAUGCCUUUUGCUUUAGCUAACAAAUCCACACGCAUUGUGUUGGCUGGAGACCAUAUGCAGCUCAGCCCCUUUGUAUACAGCGAGUUUGCUCGGGAGCGUAAUCUACACGUGUCCCUGUUGGAUCGGCUCUAUGAGCAUUACCCCCCUGAAUUCCCCUGUCGCAUCCUUCUGUGUGAAAACUACAGGUCCCAUGAAGCCAUUAUCAACUACACAUCAGAAUUAUUUUAUGAUGGAAAGUUGAUGGCAAGUGGGAAGCAGCCAUCUCAUAAGGACUUCUACCCACUGACAUUUUUCACAGCCAGAGGAGAGGACGUACAGGAGAAAAACAGCACUGCAUACUACAAUAAUGCAGAGGUUUUUGAAAUUGUGGAGCGAGUGGAGGAGCUGAGAAAAAAGUGGCCUGUCGCAUGGGGCAAGUUGGAUGAGGGCAGUAUCGGAGUGGUGUCGCCGUAUGCUGAUCAGGUGUUUCGAAUCCGAGCUGAACUUCGAAAAAAGAGAAUGCAUGAAGUCAGCGUGGAAAGAGUUCUCAAUGUUCAAGGUAAACAGUUCCGAGUGCUGUUCCUGAGCACAGUGCGGACCAGACACACCUGUAAGCACAAACAGACUGCUAUCAAGAGGAAAGAGCAGCUCGUGGAGGACUCAACAGAGGAUCUGGACUAUGGUUUUCUUUCAAACUAUAAGCUGCUGAAUACAGCCAUCACCAGAGCACAGUCUCUGGUCGCUGUAGUGGGAGACCCCAUAGCAUUGUGCUCUGUUGGCCGUUGCAGAAAGUUCUGGGAGCACUUCAUUUCCAUCUGUCAUCAUAACUCCAGUCUCCACGGCAUCACCUUUGAGCAGAUCAAGGCUCAGCUGGAGGCUCUAGAGCUGAAGAAGACUUACGUCCUUAACCCACUUGCCCCUGAGUUCAUCCCCCGUGCUCUGAGACCUCUGCAGGGGCACCACUCUGCCCCGCAGCCUCUCCACCCACACCACCACCACACUCUGCCUGUGUCCAACAAGCAGCAAAUGCAGUCACAGCAGUCGCCUCCUAAGGGAAAGCAUUCAAAUCAUUCAGACCAUCUUCCACCUGAUGGAUAUGUUCAACCCAAUCCAGCCGUGCUCAUGGGAAACCCUAUUAGAGCAUUUACACCACCUUUGGGUGCCACACAGACUGGUAUUGGCAAGUCCCCCAGUCCAGUGCAGAGGAUAGACCCUCACACAGGAGCUAGCAUUCUUUAUGUCCCAGCUGUGUAUGGAGGGAUCAUGCCAAUGCCUCUCCCUUUGCCAUGGCCAAGCUAUCAGAACCGCUUUGCCGUGGACCCUCGCAUCAUGAACCACCCAGCAGCCAUGCAUGCCUACAACUUAAACCUUUUGCAAGCUCCAAACAGAGGCUCUCCCAUCCCAUACCCAGGGGUAGCCCACCCCUCUCCUUUGGGGAUCAGUCAGCCCAGCCCAGACAAAGAAAUACAGGCUGAACCUAUCAGAAAUGGCAAAUUGGAUAACUGUCCAAAGUCGGAACAAAAUCGUCUUCAUACACCAGAACGAAAAAACAUUGACAUGAAGGACAAACAGGGGGAAUUAGAGGUUAGCCCAAAUCGGAGCUUAGAUUCCCAAACAGACAACCUUGGAUUUCACAAUGCAAUGGUUCAAAGAAAAGACUCUUCCACUGCCCAAAGGAAUAUGAACUACCAUUUAGCCCCGCCCAAUGCUGGCUUUGCCUCUCAUUCCACCAGCGGGCGACCUUUCCCCCCACAGUAUCUGACCAGGCUUCCUUACAGGAUGCAGCACCCACCACAACAGCAGCUCAGUCCUGCAUACCCCAGUAAUAACCACACUGCAUCAUUCUUCAGUGGGCCCAUGGGUGCUCACAGGGCUGUUCACUCCCCCACUGCAGACGGGACAGAGUCUGCAGGUACAGAAGAUGCUCCCAUUAGGACUUCAAUGGGGUCUGCUGGAGGCCAUCAUCCAGGCCUGUCCCACACCCACAGGGUCAGCAGUUUUGGCGAGGACGGUCAGGAUGGAGAGAAUGCGGAUCUCCAGACUCCCAUCUCUCUGGAGGCACUGAACCAGCAACAGCAGCAGGCAGCGCGGCUGGGCCAGUGGAGCGAGGCAGCAGGAGCUCUCCUCCAAGGCCCCGUGGCCUUCCCCAUGCCCCAGCCCCUCCCACACCUCCCUCAGCCCGCUUUAGCGCGCCUCCCCCCUCACCUACUCCGCACUGCCGGAUGGGGCAUUAGUGCCAACACAGAGGAGGAGGCAGUUCCUUCUGCCACCACUGGGCCACCUUUCAACAGGUAUCCAGGCCUGUUGAGAGAGAUGCCUCCACAAGAGCAGCCUGACUCCAGGGACGUGUCAGAGCUGCAGCCCCCUCCUCAGUCGCGGCUGCUGCAGUAUAGACAGUCCCGGGCCUCUGCCGACCCCUCCACCCACCUGACCCCGGCCUCCAACCACGUGAACUUGUUUCCCUCAGGAGCCUAUGCCCAUGAUGCCGGCCGCGCCCCCCUCACGGACCCUGUCUUAAGCAACCCGCUGCAGCAGCAGCAGGUUAAUCAUCUCUUCAACAGUGAAGGAUUUCCUCCUCAGUCCCAAACAUCUGAUUCCCCACCCGCCCAUGUCAAAUACCUGAUGCAGGAUCCUCAGUGGCCCAUGGGUGCAGCUGCUGCCACCAGCCCUCAACAGCACAAUAGCAUUCUGGGUAACCAAGGCCACAGACUUCCCUAUGGACUGCCCAUGAUGGCACACGCCAGCAGACAGGAGCAGAUUCAUCUGAUGCAACUCCAGCAGCAGCAGCAGCAGCAGCAGCAGCAGCAGCAGCAGCAGCAGCAGAGCCAGAGCCCAGAGCAGGAGUCCUACCACUCACUGUCCCCCCGGACAUCAGCACCCACGGCCCUGCACAGUGUAGAUGAGUUUGAGCCUCGAGGUCCAGGUCGGCCUCUCUAUCAGCGCCGGAUCUCCUCAAGUUACCCAGAAGACACCACUCAGCCACCGCAGCCCUGUGUUCCUGGCUCCCAUGUCCCGCACCUACCGCACCCACAUGGCCCCCACCCGUUCCCCUCUCACAAGCCCUGGCCAGCCAAUGGAGGUGGUCCCAGCCCCUACCAGAAUGUUCCCUGUAAUGGAGCUGGAACACAUAGAGACCUUUUAGUGUCCAAAGGGCAUCGUCCCAGUGAGGAGCAGAUGAACGCAGAGGCAGCAGCUCAGACACACCUCCAGCACCUUGGACAGUUCCCUCCCCUUAUGCCCAAUAACAAAGCUCCACCUCCCCAGGCUCCCAUAGAAUCAGGUCCUCAUCCACACAAACCCCCCCUAGGUGAGCCGGGCCAGGUUCCUCUCCUGAGCAAACCCCCAACCAUGUCGUACGCCAGUGCCCUGCGCGCCCCGCCUAAACCCAGAGCGGCCCGGCCCGAGCUGAAGAAGAACAGUGACCCUCUGUCUCUACUGCAGGAGCUCAGUAUAAGAGGCUCCAAUAGUAGCAAUGGGUACUACUCAUACUUCCCCAUGUCAGAGUGUCACCUCCCCCCACCAAACAAAUAAGUGUGAAAAAUAGAUAUAAAAAUUGAAAAAAUGUUUCUUUUAAAAACAACAAAAACAGCAUAUUUCUAAACAUACAAAAUAGUGCAUUUAUAUUUUUUUCUGUAGUUCUGAUUUAUAAUUUUAGUUGCUUUUUUGUAUUUGUCAUCCUUCACAUAUCUGUAACAAUUAAAAAAGUAUAUAAAAUGAAUGCAUUACUAGUAUAUAUAUACAUAUAUAUUAUGUAUAUAUGAAUAUAUACUUAUUAUAUUACCUACACUUGUAUAUGUAUGUAAUGAAAAUAUAAAAAGGAAAAAAUAUAGAUAUAUAUAAAAACUUAAAAAAAAAAACGAAAAAGGAAAAGUGAAAAAAAAAAGAAAAAAGAAAAUGGUCAAAAGUUGGUUGGCCACUUCGCCUUCCACAUCCUCCUCACUCAAGUUGAUUCGUUUGCUUCUAUAGAUGAACUUUUCUUUACAUUUGAGUGGAUGUCUUUUUUCAUAAUACUGUAGCUGUGGAAACAGGCUAAAGCUAAGUCGGUAACCGACACUGAAACUAGACAGGACCUUGUAAAGUCAUCGAGUAAAUUUCCUCUAAUCUGUACAUACUAGAAAAUAAUGACUGAAUGGUAUUGCUAUAGACAUCUCCAAAACCUUUAUCAUGCUAGGGCUAUGCUCAAUGGUUGCUUUUUAUUGUUUGCUUUGAAUUCUUCAAAACAACCAUAAUUAAAUUGUUCUAAUUUUAAAAUAAUAAAAAAAACAUACAUUUUCUGAUUCACUUUCUAAUACAAUAGAUUUUAAAUUAUUGGCAGUUUAUAUCUGUUGUGACAGUCAAUGGAUCAAGACAGUCCUCAAAGCUGACGUGGCCUCUGUACCUGCUGGGCAAAUGAAAUGUUAAGUGUUUGUUGAUAAUAUUUUUAAAGAGCGUACACUGAAAGUCUGAGAAAGUUGAGUUGUGUUGGUGGUUUGGAAUUUACACUGCCAGUCUUGUGUUUGAAGAAAUGUUAUCUUUUUUGGUCAAAUCUUCAACUGCAUUGCAACAUUACUCCCCAAAUAUACAAACAAAUUGUAGAUAGAUGCUUCUAAGAUAACUUCCUCAAUAGUCAUUUUGCAUUCUAGUUGUAGAGCAGAAUGACAGAUCAGCUGUGACCUGAGCUGCUGUGACUUUGCACACCGCCACUAUGGUCCAAACUGAGCAACACUGUUUUUGGAGGUAGGGGAAAUCAGAGGAAACCUACGCAGACACAGGAAGAACAUGCAAACUCCACCUACAAAGGCUUGUUCAGGAAUCGAUCCCAGAACUUGACAGGCAAGAGUGCUAACUACACCGCACCCCUCAAUAUACAGAAAAAAUGUUAAUUUUGCAGCAGUUGACAUUUGACUAAAAGAGUUCUGUUUUAAACAAACAGGUCAGAUUUGUGCUGAAAAAAGGAAAGGUAAUGUCACUUAAAUGGUGUAAUGGUGUGUGUUAACAAUGGGUGCGUAUUGUCAAAUUAUUUUGAGGAUCAUAAAUCAAAAGUCCAUUGACGAUUUUUAAUCCUUCAAAUUAUCUAAAUGUUUAACACAGUUGUUGAGGCAUAGCUUAAUCCAGAUUUAGGACUUGGCAGAAAACAACACCUUGUACAUAUGCAUUUUCUAGACAACCUGAACUUUGGGAGCACCUCCAUUUUGUAGAAAAUGUUUGAAAGCGAUGGGGCGAAGCCCCUUUUUAAUUAUGCAAAUUAAGAAAAAAUAAUAAUUCUAGAAGUGGACUGUACCCACACCUGUGUUUUUAAACGGCGUCUGGAGGAGACUUUCUGUUGCACCUGUAUGAGUUCCUUCACUGUACAAUAGUUAUAUUUAGCUAUCUUUAUGAAUUUGUCUUGUUUUGUUUUUGUCUGAAGUUCACUGCUAUGAAACAAUCAGUUCUUUUCUUUUAAACGUUUUUUUCAUGCAUGUGGAAAAUGGCUGGUUUUAAGUUGUUUUAUCAGUUUGUAUUAAUUUGAAAGAAAAGAUAUUUAGAAAAAAAAAACACUUUGAUUUAACAGAGUCAAAUCUUUUAGUAUAUUAUUAUGUAUAAAAUCUGUGACAUUAUCAGCAAAACUACUAUAAUAUUUUACAAAUAUGUAGAGUGUAUGUACUUGUCUGUAUAAGUUCUUUCAUUUUUGUCAUGCAGCGGUAAGGCUGGGGUUUCUUCCUGAUGUUUUGCAAGUAUCACAAAAGCGUGUCAUUGGCUAAUUUCUGAAGUUGUGCAAUACUAAUAAUACAUUGCUUCUUUGUAUUUAUUUUAGAAGCAGAAGAGAUUGAGCCAAAGACAUUUUAAAGGGAUUUUUCUCAACUGCAUUUGUACUUUCAGACAGGAGCUGGUGAACUUCAGUUGCCUUUUUAAAAGUUGAUGGGAGAAACCUCUGGCAAUUAGGGAGCGCACAGCAUUCUGGCCACAUUUGUCCAACUCUCUUUUCUAUUCUUGCCUCUUCUGUUGCAGUAAACUAGCCCACUUUCUCUGAAUCCUCAUCAUUGGGUGAAAACAUCUUUCAAUCAGUGGUGGUUAUAAUAAAGGAUUUACUCUGUGUUUCAAAAAGAUAUUUUUUUUUCUUUUUUAUUGUUUCUUUAUUAAAGUGUUUUUAUUGAAAA